AUGGAUUUGGAAAGACAUCAAGAGAGCAAGGAGAGCAAACCUGAGGUAUGUUGGAACAUACGGUCGUCCUGCGCCGCAUGCCCUAUUGGUUCGAUCUCGCUUAGUCAUCAUUUAACCUUGUCACGUGAAGUCAGGCAGGCCUUUGGCCGCUACGGGAGAGUGCCGCGCAGAGGAGGCCUUCUUGGGCAUCAUCCUAGAAAAUAUUUUGAUUCCGGCGAUUUCGCGGUCUCCGCGGCAGACAGAAUGAAAGAAAAUAGCCCUGUCCAAACCGGAAAAUCUCAUCCACUUCGGGAAACCGUUUCGCAUCCUUUUUCGCGGGUUCCCUCUACUGGCAAUGUUAGUGCAGAUGCCAACGAGGCUGCGCAUAUGGAAAAGAAGCAGUCAAGCUCGAAGAUGGUGCAGAGCCAUCUCCAUAAUGAGAUCGAUGAUAGGGAUCUGAAGGCUGGAAAAUGCGAGAGAUCAACCGAAUUCAACGAGGAUCGAAACUUGUGA
Molecule: messenger RNA, 492 nt
Organism: Aspergillus alliaceus
Lineage: Eukaryota; Fungi; Ascomycota; Eurotiomycetes; Eurotiales; Aspergillaceae
Exons: 4
Coding region: 1-492 (163 amino acids)
Source: RefSeq, a predicted model, not a curated record